AUGAGUUGCAUCAUAAUAGAUUUUCUCUUUCUUACUUUUCUUCUUCCAUUUCAUUUUAUUUUUAUUCUUUCGUUAUUUCCUUCUUUUCCUCUUUUCUCUUUUAUUCUCCCUCUGAUAUUUACUCUUCUUUUUCUUCUUCUCCUCCUAAAACAACUCCCUUUGCUUUUUACUAUACUACUUCUUCUUCUUCUUCCAAAACAAAUACCUUUGAUUUUUACUAUUUCUUCUUCUUUUUCUUCUUUUCUUCAUCAUCAUCAUCAUCAUCAUCUUCUUCUUCUUCUUCUAAAACAACUCCCUUUGCUUUUUACUGUUUCUUCUUCUUCUAAAACAAUUCCCUUUGCUUUUUACUGUUUCUUCUUCUUCUUCUUCUUCUUCUUCUUCUUCUCAAAGAAGUUCCUUUGCUUUUUACUAUUUCUUCUUCUUCUUUCUUCUUCUUCUUCUUCUUCUUCAUCAUCAUCUUACAACUCCCUUUGCUUUUUACGGUUUCUUCGUAUUCUUCUUCUUCUAAAACAACUGCCUUUGCUUUUUACUAUUUUUUCUUCUUCUUCUUCUUCUGUUCUUCCUUUUUUGCUUGCUUUCGUCCUUCUUUCGGCCUCCCCCAUUUUUUCUUUCCCGUCUGACUUAUAUCUUCUCUUCCCGCCCUCGUCUCCUACACUUAAUCUUUUCUAUCUUUCUUUAUUUUCCAUUUUCCGCUGUUUUCUCUUCAUUAUUUUUGUCUUUCGCGACUUCCUGUUCUUUAAAAAAAACGAAAAAACAACCUCCUCCCGUUUAUUCAAUUCCUCAUAUGCUCUUUACCUGACUUCCUUUCUAAAUCAAUCCCAUCCUUCCUUUCUUCCUGUUCCGUUAUGCAUCGCUUCCGGUUUUUUCUUAAAGUUCUCUUAUUUUCCCUUUUAUUUUUCAAUUUUCUCCUCCUUUAUUCUUCACUUAAAUUUUUCUUAUUUUUCUCUUUAA
Acanthosepion pharaonis is the source of this 951-nucleotide messenger RNA. The record is from the annotation of a GenBank genome assembly. NCBI's taxonomy places the organism in Eukaryota, Metazoa, Mollusca, Cephalopoda, Sepiida, Sepiidae.